Messenger RNA from Leguminivora glycinivorella, 6755 nucleotides. It is a transcript of the gene emb, whose product is annotated as exportin-1. The record is from RefSeq and is a predicted model, not a curated record. Gene Ontology annotation, molecular function: nuclear export signal receptor activity; small GTPase binding. NCBI's taxonomy places the organism in Eukaryota, Metazoa, Arthropoda, Insecta, Lepidoptera, Tortricidae. Gene Ontology annotation, biological process: ribosomal small subunit export from nucleus; ribosomal large subunit export from nucleus; protein export from nucleus. Gene Ontology annotation, cellular component: nucleus; cytoplasm.
UGGAAGUGCGUUAGACUGAUUGCGCCGCAAAUUACUUUCUAGGUAAGUGUGGCACGAGGUGAGGAAUGAAUGUGAAUAAAUCAGCCUGAUUUGGUUAUUACGAAGAGAAACGAAGACAAAACAUUUUUUUUUCAAGAUCACAAUGACAACUUUAGAGCAACAAGCUUCCAAACUUUUGGAUUUUAACCAAAAGCUAGACAUUACCUUGCUGGACAAUAUCGUGGGAUGCCUCUACUCGACGGUAGGAGAGCAGCAGCGCAUCGCGCAGGACAUUCUGACCACACUUAAGGAACACCCUGAUGCCUGGACUCGUGUCGAUACAAUACUGGAGUUCUCACAGAAUCAGGAAACAAAAUACUAUGCUUUACAAAUAUUAGAACAAGUGAUACAGACAAGAUGGAAAGUUCUCCCGAGAAACCAAUGUGAAGGAAUAAAAAAGUACAUUGUGGGUCUCAUCAUAAAGAACUCAUCAGAUCCUAUCACUAUGGAGAGCAACAAAGUGUUUCUAAAGAAGCUCAAUUUGAUUCUGAUUCAAGUUUUAAAAAGAGAAUGGCCUCACAACUGGGAAACAUUUAUUAGUGAUAUUGUGGGUGCCUCGAAAACCAACGAAAGCCUUUGCCAAAACAACAUGGUAAUCCUCAAGCUCCUUAGUGAGGAAGUUUUUGUGUUCAGUACUGGCCAGCUCACUCAGACUAAAACCAAACAUCUGAAAGAUACCAUGUGUUCUGAAUUUAGCCAAAUAUUCCAGCUCUGUCAAUUUGUACUUGAGAAUUCCCAAAAUGCCCCACUCGUGGAAGCCACGCUUCACACACUGUUAAGAUUUUUGAAUUGGAUCCCAUUAGGUUAUAUUUUUGAGAUGAAACUCAUAAGCACACUUAUAUUUAAAUUCCUCAGUGUACCGCUGUUCAGAAAUGUGACUCUGAGUUGCUUGACUGAGAUCGCAGGUGUGACUGUUAGCAAUUAUGAAGAUCAGUUUGUUGCCCUGUUAGUGCAGACAAUGGAGCAGCUGGAGGUGAUGCUGCCUCUCACUACUAACAUCCGAGAUGCAUAUGCUGCUGGACGUGACCAAGAACAAGUAUUCAUCCAGAACCUUGCUCUGUUCCUCUGUACCUACUUGAAGGAGCAUUGUCAGCUUAUUGAAAGACGAGGGUUGACUAACACUUUGAUGAAUGCCUUGCGCUAUCUUGUAUUGAUUUCAGAAGUGGAAGAAGUAGAAAUUUUCAAAAUCUGUCUGGAGUUUUGGAAUUCUUUAGCUGCUGAUUUGUACAAAAUUGCCCCCUGCUCCCAAUCAUCAAAUCUGGUCCUGGGCAAAAGUAUGGGCAGGAAAGCCCUCUAUGCUGAUGUACUGAGCAGCGUGCGCUACAUCAUGAUUUCCAGGAUGGCUAAGCCAGAGGAGGUCCUAGUGGUUGAGAAUGAAAAUGGUGAAGUAGUGAGGGAGUUUAUGAAGGAUACAGAUUCCAUUAAUUUGUAUAAAAAUAUGAGAGAAACAUUAGUGUACCUUACCCAUUUGGAUUACCAAGAUACAGAACGAAUCAUGACUGAGAAGUUACAAGCUCAGGUGCAUGGCACUGAGUGGUCUUGGAAGAACCUGAAUACGUUGUGCUGGGCUAUUGGCUCCACAUCUGGUGCAAUGAUGGAAGAAGAUGAGAAGCGAUUUUUGGUAGUGGUGAUUAAAGAAUUAUUGGGUUUGUGUGAGCAAAAAGGCAAGGACAAUAAGGCUAUAAUUGCUAGCAACAUCAUGUAUGUUGUGGGACAAUACCCGCGCUUCCUCAGGGCUCACUGGAAGUUCUUGAAAACUGUUGUAAAUAAACUUUUUGAAUUCAUGCAUGAAACUCACGAUGGCGUACAGGAUAUGGCUUGUGACACAUUUAUUAAAAUUGCGUUGAAAUGUCGUCGCCACUUUGUGACCACACAGGUUGGGGAGGCUUGCCCAUUUAUUGAGGAGAUUUUGAGCACAAUCAGUUCCAUUAUCUGUGACUUGCAAACACUUCAAGUUCACACAUUUUAUGAGGCUGUUGGAUACAUGAUUAGCGCACAAGUGGACCAAGUUGCUCAGGAGCAAUUGAUUGAGAAGUACAUGUGUUUACCCAACCAGGUGUGGGAUGAUAUAAUUUCCCAGGCAUCCCAUAAUGUAGAUAUUUUGAAAGAUCCAGAGGCUGUCAAACAGUUGGUCAGCAUCCUUAAAACGAACGUGCGCGCAUGUCGCGCGCUCGGGCAUCCAUACGUCGUGCAACUCGGCCGAAUAUAUCUCGACAUGCUGAAUGUCUACAAAGUAAUGUCAGAAAACAUAAGUCAGGCUAUUGCGCUAAACGGGGUCGCCGUCACGAAGCAGCCGCUUAUUAAAAACAUGAGAAUUAUCAAAAAGGAAACAUUGAAGCUCAUCUCCGGCUGGGUCUCGCGCUCCACGGACAAUAGCAUGGUGUUGGAGAACUUCAUUCCGCCCCUCCUAGACGCCGUCCUAUUGGACUACCAGAGGACCGCAGUUCCCGACGCGAGAGAACCCGAAGUAUUAUCGUGCAUGGCUGCCAUAGUGUACAAGCUGGGAGGCCACAUCACAUCGGAGGUUCCCAAAAUAUUCGACGCAGUUUUCGAAUGCACCUUGGAGAUGAUAAACAAGGAUUUCGAAGAGUACCCGGACCACCGGACCGAGUUCUUUCUGCUGCUACAGGCCGUGAACACGAACUGUUUCAAGGCAUUCCUGAGCAUACCGCCGGCGCAGUUCAAGCUGGUGCUGGACUCGAUAAUCUGGGCGUUCAAGCACACGAUGCGGAACGUGGCCGACACGGGGCUGCAGAUCCUGCACCGGCUGCUGCAGAACGUGGAGCAGCACCCGCAGGCGGCGCAGAGCUUCUACCAGACGUACCUGUGCGACAUCCUGGAGCACGUGUUCAGCGUGGUGACGGACACGUCGCACGGCGCGGGGCUCACCAUGCACGCCACCAUCCUCGCCUACAUCUUCUCGCUCGUGGAGGCGGGCCGCGUCACCGUGCCGCUCGGCCCAACGCCCGACAACGUGCUCUACAUACAGGACUAUGUGGCGAACCUUCUGAAAACUGCAUUUUCUCAUUUGACGGACAAUCAAAUAAAAAUCACCGUGCAAGGACUGUUCAACCUGAACCAAGAUAUUCCAGCCUUCAAGGACCACUUGAGAGACUUCUUAGUUCAGAUAAGAGAGUACACGGGCGAGGACGACAGCGACCUGUACCUGGAGGAGCGGCUGUUCGCGCUGCGGCAGGCGCAGGAGGAGAAGCGGCGCGUGCAGCUCUCCGUGCCCGGCAUGCUCAACCCGCACGAGCUGCCUGAGGAGAUGCAGGACUAGGCCUCCACACACCACACACCACACACACGCACAGCGCACGGGGCGAGUGUGAGUAGCGAUGGCCGAAUUUAACCUGGACCGUUUAUUGGCACGCGAAACGUUAAAAUUUAGGCCGACUACUAUUUCAUUCGUGAUUAGACCUAAUCAGGAACAUUAAGAGCCCUGUAGGAAAGAGACGAGUCGUGAAAUGUAUGAGAUCCAUAACAUUAUACCACUGUUCUAUUUCGGUUCGGAUUCUAACAAUAAAGGGUAUCGCAAACAGAUCUGAAAAUCGGAAGCGAAUAGUCUAUAGCUCUCUCUUUUUUUCUACGGUCACUACAACGGGCACGUAAAUCUGUCAGAUUAAAAUAUACAUUUUAAAUCUAUUCUAAUGUUGCAACAAGUUUCCGUUCGAAUUGACAAGGCCCAAGGUGAACCCCAAUAUCGAAAAAUUGAAAAUCUUUUUCUAUGCUUCACACGCUCUUGCAUACUACAGCAAUCUGAGCAAUAAAGAGACAGAUAUGUAUCAAUUUUCCAUAUGACGCACAGUGACAACACAAUUUGAGACAAUAUAGACAUUGCUUUGAAUUUCUCCUGUAUCUGUGAAGACCCUAUGACAGGUUUCGCGUCAUCUACACGUACGUUUAAUGACAUAAUAAAUAUGAAUAAUAUAAUGAUGUUGAUGGCCGGUCGCUGCUCACUUUAUCGUCGCUGAUCAGCUGCCCUAAUCUUAUUGACUUCCAGAUACUAAAAUUACAUAGUGCUGCUUAUUUAUGAUCUUAAAUUUGUUGAUACACCGAAUUAACUACGGAUUUUCAUGGUAAUUUAUUACAUUUACUAACUUAUUCGUUUUAGGGGUAUAUUUGUAGUUUUAAUUGGUGAUAAAAUUCUUUAGCUCUCAAAGUGACUUGUGAGCCGUUUCUGUCAAGAUUUAGUUAAUAGAUUUUUUAUCUUAUAUUUUUAUACCCGAGUACUGCUUUGCUAACUUUGGCCUUAUAGCUGUCUCAUAUCAAACUGUUAUUAUAGUAUCUGGAAGCUUAAGCUAUAAACUGUGACGAGAGAGACGACUUGUCUGACUGAGGAAUCGACAAUAUCCUCGAUUACUCUUAGGAGUCUCUUAAGGCUGCCCGUUAGGAUAAACUCCUAGCUACGCUGAAGACUAGUAACAGUUCACUAAAAUACGCUACAACCACUCGACAAUUUGACAAAUCGAGUUUUCACAGUUAAGUGGCUAAGUUGAAUAACGGUUGGGGGGAGAUUUAAAAUCGAUACAUAUUUUUUCUCUACUUUGACUUAAACAGUAACUAUUAAUUUUGCAUCAAAUCUAAAUAAAAAACUUUGACUUCAAAUAUACACCAUGUGGUCAAGAAACCUAUGAUUGAAAUUGGACUAAAUACAUGAGUUCAUGUCUGUGUAAUCAAUUUACAUUAUUGAACCAUCAUUGCAGUUGGAAAUCCAUUAAAACAUCGGCUUUAACAAAAAAUGGUUUAAAAACCAAAGUCCAAAUUAUUUGUGUACCCAGAUCAGUGUGGUUUCGUAUUAGUGUAAGGGCGCUGUGACGUAAUAUAAUAUAGAUCAGGAUUUUAUACGGCUUAUCUAAUAGUAUUUUUAUAUUUUUGGACACGAUGUUAACAACCGUUAUUAUAGCAAUACAACUCUGUUAUUCUCUAAGGCAUUGAGGGCUUGUCUGUGCUCCAUAGCUAGAGAAUAAAACUUAUCCGGUAUGACGGAAUUCAGAUCAGAAGGCCAAUAAGUACAUUUAGACGCAUGACAUGAAGUCCACCACCAUCGAUUAAACGCAUGUGAACGAAGGUGUUUGCUUGGCUUGCGUGGGUUUACCAGAGCCUGUCGCACAUCUGGGAUAGCAACUGUUUUUGAACAGAUCAAAGAACAUUUGUUUUCUUGUCCGAAUACAGUAACACAUGCAGCACGGGAAGCUUGGUCGCGCGAUAGACGAUAAAAUAUCAGGCCGUCCCUAUCGCACUUACAAAUAGUGCGAUAGGGACGGCCAGCUAUUUAUCGUCUAUCGCGCGACCAUGCUUCCCGUGCAGGUGUGUAAAUGGCAUUCAAGCGUUCCGUUACGUCUAUGGUUAAGCAUUACAUAUAGGUUUAGAAGCUAAUAUGUCUAUUUCAACCACCUGCUCCAUGGAUGGAUGUUGCGCUGGAGCAUACCUAAUCUACAAUUGCCUUUCAUAUUGAAUAACUACUGUGACUCGUCACUAAAGCUAUUAUGUUUUGAGGCUGGUCAAGUUUAUUAUGCGUUAAGUUUAUUAUGUUUGCUAUAAAGAAUAACAGAGUAUACAGCUAGUACUUAGUGGUCCACGAUUUAACGGGAGUCACGUCACGUGCAUUGUAGGUGAGCCUAGUUUACGCUUUUCAACUAUUGUUUGUAGCAUUUAAUACUUAUUAAGGAUCACGUAAUUUCAAUAGAGUUAGUCCCAAUAACUACUAUUUACUAUUUGCGCGUUUAGUGUGCGUUUUGAGCAGUUCAUAAAAAAAUAUGUGCAUUUUAAAACUGUCUCUUGUGAGAUUUCUAAUUUUGUACGUGUCGUCUAGUUUGAUUCUGAGCUAAGAUGAUAAGUGACAGUAAUGUACUUGCGUUAUUUAGCCAGAAUAACCUCUUAAGCUACGCUGAUAGGGGUGACUUCUCCGAGUCGUGUGUAUCACGAGAUGUGAUAAAGAUUAACAGCAUGCCACUUGGAUGGAAAGUCACUUGUAUAAGUCUAGCUACAAUAUUUCGAAUGUAAAUGAGAAACGACUUACUAUGAACAUAUUUGAAUAAGCUGCCAAUGUCAUGGUCAUGGUCCACGGUUUAGUUUUAAAGUAAUUUGAUGUUAUAUUUGUAAGUUAUAAAAGGUAUACAUAAUAACGAUUGGACUUGGCUCUGCAACGAGGCAGCAAGACUAGUGGUUAAGAUAUCAGAUUUAAGUGGACUGUUAUCAUAGUUUUACGUGGAUGCAAAUCUUGUGCCUAUAAAAUAUUACCUUAUUCUGCCAGAUUGUACAGAGACCGUAUGGAACAUGUAAGGUGAUGAAUGCUAGGAAGGUUGGAUCACAAACCACUCCGAUAAGGGCAUAUUUUGCUGGCACAAGUCGUAGGUGGGCCUUAUUUAAGCAAGCAUUAAAUCAUGCAUCAAUUUACAUUGCUAGAUGAGAUAGAAUAUUUCUAUGUUUUUAAGUAAUCUUCAAAUGUAAUGAAAUCUCUGUGAUGGAACCAGUGUCGGAUGUUCAACAUGUGCGCUACUAAAGCUGAGUAUUAAUUCGUAGAUCCUAGGUAAAACUUUAUGAAGUGAAUUGCUGUUAGUAACAUUUUUUAUGUUUUGUUUAAUGUUGUCUCAACUAAUUUCAUGAUGGUUUGGGAAUCUGAACACUCAGGGUAGUAUCCAAACGCAUUUUGGGCCCGAUUAACUGUCAGUCUUUCAUUUUGUGUUUGAAAUAAACAAAUAAAUAUUAAGUGA